AUGGAAGAAGAAUUAAAAGUAGAUAUAGUUGAAAGAACAAAUCAAAUGAAAUAUUUAUGUCUUGAUAGUGAAAAUUUAGCUAUACAAACAAUAACAAGAUUAGAUGAUCAAGAUCAACAAUUAGAAAAUAUUAAUUUACAUCUUUCAUCAAUUGAUCAAACACUUAUUCAUACAAAACAACAUAUUUAUCGUUUAAAAGGUAUAACACAAAGAAUAUUGAAUAGAUUUCGUUUUAUAUUUCAUCGAAAUAUUUCUUCAAAUAUUAUAUUCAAUUCAAUAAAACAACCAAUAUUACGAUCAAGAAGAGAAUCAUCUUCAAAAGAAAUUCAAAAUAAGAUUAAUUCAUCAGAAACUAUUAUUAUUGAUAAAGAUAUUGAUGAUAGACUUAAUGAUAUUGAAAAAAUAAUAUGUCGUUUAAAAGAUGAAGCUCAACAUAUUAAUGAUCAAUUAAUUGGACAAAAUCAUACACUUCAUCAUAUUCAUCAUCAUAUUAACAAAUCUACUAUACGUAUGGAACAAGAAAAUAAUCAUAUUCAAAAAAUGAAUCAAUAA
Molecule: messenger RNA, 552 nt
Organism: Rotaria sp. Silwood1
Lineage: Eukaryota; Metazoa; Rotifera; Eurotatoria; Philodinida; Philodinidae
Source: the annotation of a GenBank genome assembly